This is a messenger RNA of Sitodiplosis mosellana (orange wheat blossom midge), 4482 nucleotides long. Its product is annotated as protein aubergine-like. Gene Ontology annotation, cellular component: P granule. NCBI's taxonomy places the organism in Eukaryota, Metazoa, Arthropoda, Insecta, Diptera, Cecidomyiidae. Gene Ontology annotation, biological process: regulatory ncRNA-mediated gene silencing. The transcript has 14 exons. Gene Ontology annotation, molecular function: piRNA binding; protein binding. The coding region runs from base 1321 to 3999 and encodes 892 amino acids. The record is from RefSeq and is a predicted model, not a curated record.
GUGAGUAAGUAUUGAGGAUAAAAAACAAGCGAUAAUAAUUUCUGUGCCAAAACACAUUGGAAUCGUUGAAAGAGUUGAUUGUGCUCGCCAGAAUAAUCGAAAUGAUUGUGUUGAGAUGCUUUGAUAUGCUACUGUCAACGGUGUAGUAAAAAUCUCUUCAAAGCACGAAAAAAUCAUGUUGCGCACAAUUUUCAGUGCCAACAAACAUUUAAACAAAUGAAUGCAGGCAAUAUUCCAGGAAAAUCGAUAUCGCCUCACUCUUUCGGUUGCUAUUGAGUUUUUAUUGCGUCGCAAAAUUUUCGCACUUCUUUUCUCCGCUCAGGUCGGCCUUUCUUUUUCGUACACAGCACAUUUUUGCUGACGACGCUCAUAUCAGUUGGUGUUUGUGGUCGAAUCAAACGGUUUAACGUGUAUUUAUGGCAGUGAAAACGAUCGCAUUGUUUUAUUCAGCCAAAAUGAACAUAUUGACACAAAAAAACGCUAAUGUCUUGCAAGAACAAACAAUUCAGUGAUAAGUGGAAAAUGAACUUAUGAUUUAAUUUUGAUUUGAUUCGCUGAUUGCAACAAAUGUUCGGCCAAUUUGGCGUUGUAUUACAGCGAUUCGCUGCCGGUAGAGAGGAAAAAUAGGCACGUUUGAUUGUGAAAAAAGCAUGCAUUCUCAAUGUAUUUCUUGCAAUUGAUGCCAUUGGAAGGUUUCGAUAAGUAUCAUGCACAUGUAAUGUGCAAUUGUUUUUCGAACGAAACAUGAAAUUUCAUGUCGUACAACAGAAACAAAUGUCGCAUCAAAUCGUGGUUCGAAAAGUGAGGCAUCAUUCAGACGGAAUGCAUGUUGCUCCGUGUACGAUGUUUCUUUUUCACCGUUAGCCGAGCAUCGAUUCAGACAGUGCUGUUUUUUUUUCGUUCGCAACACAGAAUCGCACUUUGCAUACGAAUACCAGUCGCCGGAGGAUGGUUUCUGGUUUCAGUGUAUGCGUAAGUGGUUGUGUUGUAGGCACUGCGAGUAAAGUGAAGCGAAUAUGCGCACACAGACUAACGACGGUUCGAUGUGGUGGUUCACUCUUGAGUGCGAAUGAGAGAGACUAAUACAGAUGAUAUUGAGAGACUACGCAUAUUGCGAAAGCCAUUCGUAUUGGUGAAACUUCAUUGGCACAGUCGCAAGCAGUGACGAGAGAAUCACACCACUCAAUCGUUCCGAAUAUAUUGAGAGGUGCAGUUGACUUAUAGCAUUCGCGCUAUUAGAAAAUCAGUUGACAAAGUGAAAAUUCAUCCGAAAUCGUCUUUCGUAUUUAAUUUGACGAAGAAGAAAAGGUCUGACGUGACAUGGAUCCAAAUCAGCCACCAGUUGGCCGCGCUAGAGGCCGCGGUCGUGGUCUUUUCCAGCAUCCAACGCCAUUCCAUGCAAAAGAUGGUCAUCCUGGUCCACAACGAGAACCGUAUGCCCUCACCAGUGGCCCUCCGCGCCCUCCGGCACCUCAACCAGGCCGGCCAGUGGUGGGAUUGAAACACUCAUCUUCUGAAGACAGCCAGACAAAAGGACGCGGUGGUUCAAAACUGCCAGCAACAUCAGCCGGUUCUGAUCCUUCCAAGCGAGUUUUGUAUCCUGAAAGUCGAUCGGACAAUAUUCGUGGAACGAUCCGCCAGCCACAAAAACCGUUACCCGAAUCGUACUACUAUACGCGGCCGAAAGAAAUUUUGUCGAAAGUUGGUACCACCGGUCAAAAGAUAACAUGUGAAGCCAAUUACUUUCGUUUGACCAAAAAGCCGGAAUGGAAUAUCCAUCUGUAUCGCGUUGACUUCAGUCCGGAUGUUCCCGAUGAGCGAUUCCGUCGCUAUUUGGUGCGAACACAGAACGCUAUGCUUGGUGGAUAUUUGUUCGACGGUACACAAUUGUUCUUGGUGCGAACGUUGGAUGGAUCACCGGUUGUUCGUACAGCACGUGGAAAUCGACCGGAAGUGGAUGACACCGUGUACACCAUUACGUUCACACUCGCACGGAUUGUGUCCAUGAACGAAACACAGUCAAUGCAAGUGUUGAAUUUGAUCCUGCGUCGCGCAAUGGACGAUCUCCAUUUGGAAACGAUUGGCCGUAACAAAUACGAUGCUGCCGCCGCUAUCAAAGUUCCAAACUUGCGGCUUCAAAUCUGGCCGGGUUACAUUACCUCCAUUCGGCAGCAUGAAGAAGAUAUUUUGGUUUGUGCUGAAAUUUCUCACAAGGUCAUGCGCGACGAAACCGUUCUUGAAGUUUUGAGACGAAUCCGAACGGAAAGUCGUGAGUUCAAGAACGAAGCAACGAAGGCUUUACUUGGUAUGACUGUGUUGACACGGUACAACAACAAAACAUACCGCAUCGACGAAAUUUCAUUCGAUGUCAAACCAAGUGAUACAUUCAAAAUGCGAGAUGAAGAGGUGUCGUACAUCCAGUAUUACAAAAAAAAGUACAAUCUCGACAUUCGUGAUCACAAUCAACCGAUGCUGGUUUCCAAUUUGAAAGAAAGAGAUAGACGUGGUGGAAUGACUGAAGUGUUGCUCGUUCCAGAGCUCUGCAACGUUACUGGUUUGUCUGAAGAAAUGCGAUCCAACUUCAGAACAAUGCGCGAAAUGGCGCAAUACACAAAAGUUGCACCAGCCGGUCGCAUCGAUCGUUUGUUGGCAUUCAAUCAACGUCUGCAACAACAAAGUGCACAACAUCUUACCGAUUGGAGCUUGGGAUUGGAUCCUAAUUUGGUGAAAAUUCCGGCUCGCAUUUUGCCCUAUCCACAAAUCCUGUUCGGCAACGAUAAAAAAGCUGAUACCAACAGCCGUGCUGACUGGCAAGGCGAAUUCCGCAACAAUUCGAUGGCCCAUUGCAUCGAUUUGAAACGCUGGUAUUUGAUUACACCUUCGCGUGCACGAAAGGAAGCCGAAGAUUUUGUCAAGGCACUGCAACGUGCUGGCAACGGAAUGCGUUUCACCAUCGGCAAUCCACGCAUUGAAGAGUUGCAAAAUGACAUUCAAACGGCGGUUUCGGAAAAAAUCGCCCAGGCUGCCGGCCAAAAUCCACAAUUGAUUAUGUGCGUUGUGUCGAACAAUCAAGCCGAUCGGUAUGCAACGAUCAAAAAACGGUGCUACUUGGAUUUUGGUGUGCCAAGUCAAGUAAUGGUUGCAAAAACAAUCACACCCAAAGAUAAAACCAAAGGCAUCUCUGGAUUGAUGAGCGUAGCCACAAAGGUCGCGAUUCAAAUGAAUGCCAAACUUGGAGGCUUGCCAUGGUUGAUUGCAAUGCCGGUCAGUGGUCUUAUGACAGUUGGUUACGAUGUGUGCCAUGAUCCGAAAAACAAGAACGAUUCGUGGGGCGCCAUGGUCGCAACAAUGGACUUGCGAAAGAGGAACAACGAGUUCUUCAGUUCAGUGAAUCGUCACAAGAGUGGUGAAGAAAUUUCCAACUACUUGGGAAUCAACAUUGUCAAGGCUGUGAAUCAAUUCCAGCAAAUCAACAAUACAUUGCCGGAAAAGAUUUUGUUCUUCCGUGAUGGUGUUGGCGAUGGACAGAUCCGAUUCGUUCUUGAAAACGAGGUUGCCACCAUGAAGGAAAAGCUCAAGGCCGUUUACGCACAAUACAAUCUGAAAGAGCCACCGUUUCUGUACAUGAUUGUGACGAAACGUGUGAACACACGCAUCUUCUUUGAUCGCAAGAAUCCAGAUCCGGGCACAUGUGUCGAUGAUAUCAUCACAUUGCCAGAACGGUAUGACUUUUAUUUGGUGUCACAAUCGGUUCGCGAAGGAACAGUCUCACCGACAGGAUUCAACAUCAUCCACGAUACAAUGGGUCUUCCACCUGACAAAGUUCAGGCGUUGACAUUCCGUUUCACCUACUUCUACUAUAAUUGGAGUGGAACCGUUCGUGUACCAGCACUCUGCCAAUAUGCUCACAAGUUGGCAUUCAUCGCCAGCCAGUCGAUGCAAUCAUCUCCAACCGGUGAUGUAGCAUCACGCAUCGAACGCACACUCUACUUCUUGUAGACAAAAUUUGAAGAGCCAGAGCUCACCAUGGCCAACCCAACUGUUGCCAAACCAUUUUUCUAUCAUUUUUUUCAUUGGAUUUUUUUUUCUAUUCUUCAUUUUGACAUUAUCAAAACAGAAACGAUUCAAAAGCAUUUACAGUACAUAUCAUUUUGAUUCGCUUUAAUUUGACUGAAAAUUUUUGCACGCGAAAUUUAAAUGAAACUGUAGCCCGACGAAUGAAAGAUAUUUUCAUACAAAUAUCACGCAUAUCGAUAUGUCGAUAAACUGUUCGCAAAUAAAAAUAUGAACAAAAUUCAUAAAAAUGACGAUACAACUCAAAGAAGUUUGACAGUUGCUUGUGAAUUGUUUCUGUGUAACCAAAAAAAAAAAUUAUUGAAACAAACGACUUCAUUUGCAAAUGAAAAACAUUUAUUAUUAUCUCAAUUUAACAAAACAAUGAAUAAACUUGAACAUGUUCCUCUUUUUUCAUUAAAUACGAAA